CAGAGCCAUGAAGAAGUUAAUGGUGCUGAGUCUGCUGGCCGUGGUCCUGGCACUGGACAUUGUCGGCCUCUGUCUCUCGCUGCCCUUGGCCUCCAAGGAACCUGACAACCAUGUGUACGCCAGGGCUGCCGUGGCUGCGGAUGCCAAGCACUGCUCGGAGAUUGGAAGUGAGGUGUUCUGCUGGGAUGGAAAGGUGCUUCGGGAGGGGGAGAGACUGACCCUGCCGCAGCUGGCUGACACCUACGAGACACUGGCCAUCGAGGGUGCCCAGGCCUUCUACAACGGCAGCCUCACGGCCCAGAUUGUGAAGGACAUCCAGGCGGCCGGGGGCAUUGUGACAGCUGAGGACCUGAACAACUACUGUGCUGAGCUGAUCGAGCACCCACUGAACAUCAGCCUGGGAGACGCGGUGCUGUACAUGCCCAGUGCUCCGCUCAGUGGGCCCGUGCUGGCCCUCAUCCUCAACAUCCUCAAAGGGUACAACUUCUCCCGGGAGAGCGUGGAGACCCCCGAGCAGAAGGGCCUGACGUACCACCGCAUCGUAGAGGCUUUCCGGUUUGCUUACGCCAAGAGGACCCUGCUUGGGGACCCCAAGUUUGUGGAUGUGACUGAGGUGGUCCGCAACAUGACCUCCGAGUUCUUCGCUGCCCAGCUCCGGGCCCAGAUCUCUGACGACACCACUCACCCGAUCUCCUACUACAAGCCCGAGUUCUACACGCCGGAUGAUGGGGGCACUGCUCACCUGUCUGUCGUCGCAGAGGAUGGCAGUGUUGUGUCUGCCACCAGCACCAUCAACCUCUACUUUGGCUCCAAGGUCCGCUCCCCGGUCAGCGGGAUCCUGUUCAAUGAUGAAAUGGAUGACUUCAGCUCUCCCAACAUCACCAACCAGUUUGGGGUGCCCCCCUCACCUGCCAAUUUCAUCCAGCCAGGGAAGCAGCCAUUCUCAUCUAUGUGCCCGACGAUCAUGGUGGGCCAGGACGGCCAGGUCCGGAUGGUGGUGGGAGCUUCUGGGGGCACGCAGAUCACCACGGCCACUGCACUGGUAUGUGUCACCCCUUUUCUCCCCGGCCCUGCCCACCCUGCACAGCCCCCAGGCCAUGCUGAUCACACUCCCAUGCCCCAGGCCAUCAUCUACAACCUCUGGUUCGGCUAUGACGUGAAGCGGGCCGUGGAGGAGCCCCGGCUGCACAACCAGCUUCUGCCCAACGUCACGACAGUGGAGAGAAACAUUGACCAGGCAGUAACUGCAGCCCUGGAGACCCGGCACCACCACACCCAGAUCGCGUCCACCUUCAUCGCUGUGGUGCAAGCCAUCGUCCGCACGGCUGGUGGCUGGGCAGCUGCCUCGGACUCCAGGAAAGGCGGGGAACCUGCUGGCUACUGAUUGCUCCAGGCGGACAAGGCUGACAAGCAAUCCAGGGUCAAGAUACUCACCAGGACCAGGAAGAGGACUUUGGGGAAUGGGCUUCCCCUGUGAGCAGCAGAGCAGCACAAUAAAUGAGGCCACUGUGCCAGGCUCCAGGUGGCCUACCUGGCCUGGCUCCCUACUCUCUGGGCCUCAGUGUAU
Messenger RNA from Pongo pygmaeus (Bornean orangutan), 1567 nucleotides. RefSeq names its product glutathione hydrolase light chain 2-like. Gene Ontology annotation, biological process: glutathione catabolic process. The transcript has 8 exons. Bases 8 to 1384 code for a protein of 458 amino acids. The record is from RefSeq and is a predicted model, not a curated record. Lineage: Eukaryota; Metazoa; Chordata; Mammalia; Primates; Hominidae. Gene Ontology annotation, molecular function: glutathione gamma-glutamate hydrolase.